This is a messenger RNA of Coregonus clupeaformis (lake whitefish), 3897 nucleotides long. Its product is annotated as solute carrier family 4 member 1 adaptor protein. The transcript is spliced from 14 exons. NCBI's taxonomy places the organism in Eukaryota, Metazoa, Chordata, Actinopteri, Salmoniformes, Salmonidae. The record is from RefSeq and is a predicted model, not a curated record. Gene Ontology annotation, molecular function: mRNA binding; protein binding. The coding region runs from base 30 to 2459 and encodes 809 amino acids.
GUCCGAUUUGAGAGCCGAACCAAAUAAACAUGGCGGACUCACGCACAGAAGAGAGUGAAAUAAUUACUGGUAAAGAAAUGGCCACUCAAAUGGAAGAACUUGUGAGUAAUGAGAAUGGCGGUGAAUGUGACAAGAAAGAAGACGUGACUAACACUCAAACAGAGGACCCUUUCAAAAAACCUGCUCUCUUUGCGGCGCCUUCGCUAGUGAGUAAACGAGGUCUAGUCGCGAGCAGCGCAGCAAGAAAGCCUGCGCAUGGCGACAAAGAACAACUACAACCAUCUACUUGUGAUAGUAGUGAGGCAUCUGCAGAUGAACAAACAAAGGAAACCACCCCUUCCACGUCGUAUAAUGACAACCCGACGUCACGGAAAGGUCCAGAGAGCGAAAAAGAGAAGACUAGUGAUGGUGCAACGACCAAACUGCAAGACCACAAAACCCCACCAAUAUUCCCUGUCAAAGGAACACCUGCUGGCAAAUUUAAACCCCACCCUCCUGUUCCAUACACCGAACCCUCUUGGGCAGGAGUGGCAGAUUUCCCAUAUUCCCUAGAAAUCCUCAAGAAUGGCACUAUAUUUGAUACGGUCCCACUCACCCAGCAGAGUUAUUUUGUGGUCGGACGUUUACCUGUGUGCGACAUAUCCCUGGAACACCCCUCAAUCUCCAGGUAUCACGCUGUCAUUCAGUACCGUGGGCUGGCAGGAGAGGAGGAGUCAGUUGGAGAGGCGAGAGGGUUCUAUGUCCAUGACUUGGGCAGCACACAUGGUACCUUCGUCAACAAGAACAAGAUACCACCGAAUACCUACAUCAGAGUACGGGUUGGGCACGUACUCAAAUUCGGGGGAAGCACUAGACUUUUCAUCAUGCAGGGUCCAGAGUUUGACGAAGAGGCGGAGUCAGACCUGACUGUCACAGAGCUGCGGGAGCGAGCCAGGAAGCAGCGGGAGGAACUGGAGAGGAGGAUGAUGGGAGAAGGCUCGGACGAGGAGGACAAGGAAAAGGAAGAGGGGAAAGAAAGCAGUGGCGUCAAGAGAAAGAGUUUGAACGAUGAUUCGGGCUGUUCCUGGGGAAUAGCUGAUGAGACAGUCCCUGAAGAGGAUGAGAAUGAGGAGAACCCCUUCUCCACAGAGUUCCAGGAGGACCAAGAGGCUGCUUACCUGAAGGACCCCAAGAAAGCACUGCAGGGCUUCUUUGACAGAGAAGGGGAAGAGCUGGAGUUUGAGUAUGAAGACAAAAACCACGGUACCUGGCUCUGCAGAGUGAAGCUCCCGGUGGACGACGCUUUGGGGAAGCAGCUGGUCGCUGAGGUGACCCACACAGGGAAGAAGAAAGAUGCGGCCAUCCAGUGUUCCCUGGAGGCGUGCCGCAUCCUGGAGGCCCGGGGCCUGCUCAGGCAGGAGGCAGUUUCCCGCAAGCGCAAGAAGAAGAACUGGGAGGACGAGGAUUUCUAUGACAGUGACGAUGACAACUUUCUGGACCGCACCGGUGCUGUGGAGAAGAAGCGACGGGAGCGCAUGAAGAGGGCGGGAAAGAUUCAGGAGCGCCCAGACACUUACGAGUCACUGGUGGCCAAACUGUUGGUGGUUGAGAAGGAGCUGGCAGAGACCGAGAAGAAGCUCAAUGCUACAGGGAAAGAUGGCUCCCACUCGUCCUCCGAGGACCCCCUGGAUGCCUUCAUGGUCGCUGUGCGCAGCGAGGCGGCGCUGGACGGAGUGGAGCGCCGGAAGCUGCAUGUGCAAGCCGCCGACCUGCGCAAGGAGGCCCAGAGACUGCGCCGGCUGGUGGAGCUCACGCGGCCAGCCCAGAUGCCUUCACUGCAGACGGGGAGUGGGUCGUCCGAAGCAGACAAGCCGAAGAAGCGGUCCCUACCGCUGUUUGGUGCCAUGAAGGGAGGCGCCAAGUUCAAACUGAAGACUGGGACCAUAGGGAAGUUGCCCCCAAAGCGAGCCAACCUGCCCGCAGAACUCUUCAACAUGAAAGGAGAGGAGGAAGAAGAGGACGAGGAAGAAGAGGAGGAUGACAGCAACAAAGGGAGUGAAGACGUGACUGAGGCUGACAUCCAGGCUGAGGAACCCCAACAGUCUAAUGAAAGCACUGAUUCCCCAGAGGGCUGCAGUACAGGACGCCAGAGCCAGGACCCACCUCUGUACCAACCUCCCAGAGGGAAAAAGCUGUCCCAGAAAAGCAUAGUUGUAGAGGAGCCGGAUGAAACCAUGGAAGAUGCGCCUCUCGGGCAUUUAAAGCCCUUACCAGACCCUAAAGAAGGGGGCAAGGAGGUGGCAGCGGCCAAGCCCAGUCCUAAGACGUUCUUGAAAAAGAGAACCAUCGGCCCCAGCAGACCUCCAGCCCCCCAAUCAGGACAGUACCCUGAGGAUGACCCCGACUAUUGUGUCUGGGUGCCUCCCACAGAUCAGUCUGGGGAUGGCCGCACCCACCUCAACGAAAAGUAUGGUUACUGAACACAAGGCUCAAACAUUUGACUAUUUUUUCUGACGCCACCCACCUGCAGACCUAGCAGCAACACACACACAGGCCUCCAUCCCCUCAGUAUCUGUGUUCUCUGCCACUCCUGAGUAAGAGAGAUUGCAUACAACAUACCUUUUACCACAUUUGAAUGCACUUCUGGGAAAAUGGCAACAAUGUGGAGGCUGGCACUUGGAAAGCGUACAGUGUUGCCCUCUUUGUGAAAAUGACCAAAUUUGGACGUUUGGGUGGUAGCAGGUUUGUAGUUGCCUCAUGGUAACCAUUGCCUCCUUUCUCCAAGAUGACCAGGUCAUUGAAACAACUUGGUGAAUGUUUUGCAUUACAUAUCAUCGAACAGUGUGAAAAAGGACCAGUCCCAUUACAGUUAAGAUCUCAGUCCUCAGAUACUGGUUAGUAGACUAGCCAGCAGAUCCGACCCACUUGCUUUUACAGCUGCACUAGGGUCGGACAGCAUUCCUGUGUAUAUUAAGACGCCGGUGCAAGAUAUGGCUCGGAAAACUAACCUCAAUCCAGGGAUGAGAAAUGUUGGGAUAAUGGGACAAUUCGGAGUAUAACGCAUUUCCAGUCCCUGGAUUGAGGUUCGUUUUCCAAGCCAUAUCUUAUUCCGGCUCAGCGGUGUCUUAAUAUACACAAGAAUGCUGUCCGACCCGAGUGUAGCUGCAAGCAAGCGGGACGGAUCUGCUGGCUCAUAACCAUAGUAGGCCUGCCUGAAAGCACUUGACUCACCCCCUUGUAUGUAAUAGAGAUAGGCUGCACUUAAACCGAGCCCAACUGGAAUUUGAAUUGGCCCUAUCCUAUGUCAGAUGAGUGUACAGCAUAUAGUGAAGCAUUUAGCGUUAGUGCCCAAAUUCACUCAUCUGAGGUCGGCUUUGUUACUUUGGCUGCUCUCUCACAGCUAAGCCCACCUGACGUCCGAACAGCAUGGGUUCCCUGCUGGGUUACACUGUCGAUUGCUGGCGUAACCCUCUUUCAAAUGAGAGUGAGCGUGGCGGAGAGAGAGGGAGCACAUUUAAGCAGCUUUGCAGACCAUCUGGACACUUGUGUGGCAUUACUGGAUAAAACGCAAGCUGAUAAUGAGUCAAGUCAAAAGUAGUGUGUGUCCUCCCCCUCCAAAGUCUCUUUUUAACCAGAUCUUCAUUACUAGUGACUCAGCGUUUAGGAGACUGGUGUGUGUGAAGUAGGGUUUCAUGUGUGUGUUUGUGGCAAGCUACCUAGAGCAGGAUUACACUGCCUCAGAAAUCCCACACAGCAUUUAUUCCUGUGUUCUUCAUUCUCUCCUCACUACUAUUCUAUCCUAUUCCCUCCAGCUGACACUCUUAAACCUGGAAGGUUAAAAGUAAUACCCUUCCAGAAGUCGUGUAUUUUGUUACUUUUUAUUUGUACAAUAAAGUUGUCCACACGGUACUUAGCCCA